AUGCCAGACAUGGCGCAUGUAGGGAACCGCUGGUCGCGGCACCGGCGUGCUGAAGGAGGCCACCGAGCGAAGCAAGGCGGGCGAGUCGGACGCAGCGGUUGGAGAGGUGCCCACAAUGCUCACGCAUCGCAACCCGCGGGCAAAUCGCUCGAGACGUGGGAGGUGCCUUGCGAGGAGGUUCGCAACAGCGAUGCAACAUUACAGCUGAGGUCUGGGAUUCAGAUGCCUCGUUUUGGCUUAGGCACCUGGCAAUCACAGCGUGGUGGAGAGUGCAAAAGAGCGGUAGCCGAGGCAUUGAGGGCCGGCUACCGGCUCAUUGACACAGCCCAGGCCUAUGGCAACGAGGUCGACGUGGGACAGGCCUUACGAGAGGCAAGGCUCCACAGGAACGAGGUCUUCAUCGUGACGAAGCUCAACAGUCGAGAGCAUGGGGGCAGCCACGCAGCUGCUGCUUUGAAAACUUCACUGUCACGGCUGCAGCUGGACUACGUUGAUUUGUUCCUGAUUCACAGCCCUCGGGGUGGUUUUUUGCUGGAGACUUGGGAUUCCCUGAUCGAGUUGCGCAACGCCGGCCUGACGCGUGCUGUCGGCGUGUCCAACUUCGGUGCCCAGCAGCUGAUGUCGCUGCAGCAGGCAGGCAGGGAACUGCCGGAGGUCAACCAGAUCGAGCUGCACUGUUUUUGGCAACAGCGGGAGACGGAAAGCCUCUGCAACGAGUUAGGCAUCGCGUUGAUGGCGUACUCGCCGCUGGCCCGUGGCAGCCUCUUCGGUGCCACUCCGUUGGCCCAGCUCGCUCAAGAGAAGGCCUGCUCUGAAGCCGCACUCUGCAUCCGCUGGGCCUUCCAGAAGGGUUUCAUCGUCAUCCCCAAGUCCGUGAACCCACAGCGCAUCCUUGCCAACAUUGCAGCUCUCCGUGGGCCAGGGCUGACACCACGUGAGAUGCAGGGCCAUGCAGACGCCCUGGGAAGAGGUAGCCAGCAAGGAGAAACACGAGACUAUACGUGGAAGCCGCCCCCCUCCCACGACUGA
Symbiodinium necroappetens is the source of this 1029-nucleotide messenger RNA. The record is from the annotation of a GenBank genome assembly. Lineage: Eukaryota; Dinophyceae; Suessiales; Symbiodiniaceae.